AUGGGGAUAUCGCCGGGCUGGGGCUGGCUCCUUCUCCCAGUUUGCCAGGCUCUGGUUGUCCCCAGGGAGGUCAGCAGCCGGGCAGGGGAGACGCUCUCCCUCCGCUGCUGGUACCCCCGGGGUUAUGAGGCCUACAACAAGUACUGGUGCCGGGGGGCCAGCCGGGACUCCUGCCGCAAGGUGGUGGAGACAGAGGGCAGGGAAGCACCCCGGCAGCGUGGCCGGGUCUCCAUCCAGGACAACCACAUCUUCUGCGUGGUCCUGCUCACCGUGGAGGAUGUCUCCGAGGCAGAUGCUGGGAGUUACUGGUGCGGGGUUGAGAGGAUGGGCAGGGACCUGAUGGAGCCGGUGACAGUGAGAGUGGUCCCAGCCUGGGCAUUUGGGGGUGGUGCAGUGGGGUCCCAGGCCGUUGUCCCCCCAUUGCGUCCCACCCCGCGGCUGGCUGCGGAGGGGCUGCGGGAGGGCACUGGCACGCAGGGCACUGCAAAAGCAAAGCCCCAGCCUUGUGAGGGAGAGAACCAGCCCCGUUCCUCUCCCCUUGCCUCCAGCCCUGGGGGACCAGCCCUGAGCGCCCUGGUGCCCAGUGCGGUCCUGCUCUCGCUCCUGGCUGCCGCCGGCUCUGCUGGGCUCCUCUGCACCCUGCGCAGGAGGAGGGAAGGUAAUGGCAUCCGUGCAUGCCCCAUCCCAAGCACACCUCGGUGCCCAUACCAGGACCUGGGGGGAGCUCCCCGCUCCCAGCGACACAGAAAACCUCCCCCGGUGUCUCUUCUUUCUGGCACACUGCCCCCUCACACCAAAGCCCCCGCCGCCCCCUGCAAGCUGGGCACUGCUGCGGAGCCAGACCACAGCCCCACCUACGACAAUGAGCUGGACCUGGCAGAGGGUGGCUGCAGUGACAUGGAGCAGGACCCCAAGCUGGAGAACGACGGUAUCUACACAAACACCCUGCGUUAG
Messenger RNA from Pygoscelis adeliae (Adelie penguin), 954 nucleotides. Its product is annotated as CMRF35-like molecule 9. Gene Ontology annotation, cellular component: plasma membrane. The record is from RefSeq and is a predicted model, not a curated record. NCBI's taxonomy places the organism in Eukaryota, Metazoa, Chordata, Aves, Sphenisciformes, Spheniscidae. Gene Ontology annotation, molecular function: transmembrane signaling receptor activity. The transcript has 5 exons. The coding region runs from base 1 to 954 and encodes 317 amino acids.